Sorex araneus (European shrew) is the source of this 1773-nucleotide messenger RNA. RefSeq names its product RAB30, member RAS oncogene family (gene RAB30). The record is from RefSeq and is a predicted model, not a curated record. The transcript is spliced from 5 exons. The coding region runs from base 623 to 1234 and encodes 203 amino acids. Gene Ontology annotation, biological process: Rab protein signal transduction. Gene Ontology annotation, cellular component: trans-Golgi network. Gene Ontology annotation, molecular function: GTPase activity; GTP binding. Lineage: Eukaryota; Metazoa; Chordata; Mammalia; Eulipotyphla; Soricidae.
UCUCGGAGCUUUCUUUUGGGAAGAUGGGGGCGGGAGGCUUGCCGAGCGAGAAGCUCGGUGCAAUUUGGGUCACUGCAAAGAACAACUCCAGCGAGCUUCCUCCGCUGGAGGAGUGAUGCGUGCCAGGUCCCGGGUCCCGAGCCCCGGGUGGGCGCUGCUCCGGGAGGUCGUGGGGAAGCGCUCCGGGAACGUCAGGAGCAGGCAGCCGCGGGGGACUGCGGUCGUGUCACUUAGGGCCGAUGUUGAGGUUUGAGUGGGCAGGGGUGAUGCGUGGGGCGCAAUGGAGACAGGGAUGGCAUGUGGCCGCGCUACUUUAGACCAUCUCUGUCGCUGGGGCGAGCACCCCCGGCCGCCCUUACAAGAGGAGCGUGCUGCGGAGUGGGUCAAGUUUUGUGGGGCUCAGUUUCCCGUGCGCCCCCGUGUCGCUGGUCUCCUCUCUUCUGCCGAUCCGAGGUGACAGUGUCCUUUCAUGGUGCACUCAGUGCCGGUCGGAAACGUCUCACGUGUCUGGACAAGGUUCUCUCGGGCUGCUCGACGCAAUCGUUUUUGUGAAAUGCUUUUCUUCUCCCCACUGCAGGAUUGUUUGGAAGUGGAACCGUCAGAUUUGUGCUUUUCUGUGUAAAUGAGUAUGGAAGAUUAUGAUUUCCUGUUUAAGAUUGUUUUAAUUGGCAAUGCCGGUGUGGGGAAGACGUGCCUAGUUCGACGGUUCACUCAGGGUCUUUUCCCCCCAGGUCAAGGAGCCACAAUUGGAGUUGAUUUUAUGAUUAAGACAGUGGAGAUUAAUGGUGAGAAAGUAAAGCUUCAGAUCUGGGACACCGCAGGUCAAGAGCGAUUUCGAUCAAUUACCCAGAGUUAUUACCGCAGCGCCAAUGCCUUGAUCCUCACCUAUGAUAUAACCUGUGAGGAAUCCUUCCGCUGCCUUCCUGAGUGGCUGCGGGAGAUAGAACAGUAUGCCAGCAACAAGGUCAUCACUGUGCUAGUGGGCAACAAGAUCGAUCUGGCAGAAAGGAGAGAGGUCUCCCAGCAGCGAGCUGAAGAGUUCUCAGAGGCUCAGGACAUGUACUACUUGGAGACCUCAGCCAAGGAAUCUGACAACGUGGAGAGACUCUUCCUUGACUUGGCAUGUCGCCUCAUCAGUGAAGCCCGGCAAAACACUCUUGUGAACAACGUCUCCUCGCCCUCACCCGGAGAAGGGAAAAGCAUCAGCUAUUUGACUUGUUGUAACUUCAACUAGGGACAGGCAAGGAGAAGGGAAUAAUAGGUUCUCUGCUGGACCCUGACUUGUUGGGAACACCAGUGAUGACCCAGUGGCUUCUGCUCUCAGACCUCCUGGCUCCUGUAUACUUACAAGGCAUGGAAGGCCCAGGGCUUGUCUGUGGGCCAGCAUUAGCAGAACAAAUACCAGUUUCGUCCUUUUGCAGUCUGGAGUUGGAGCCAAGAGAACACUGCACCCGGCACUCUGUGACCUGCAGAGCAUGUUGCUUUUGUUUUUUUGAGACAGCUAAUAAAGGCGCACCCCUUGAAAGUCUGGAGGGACUGUACCGUAGGGAUCCUGCCUCACAUUGGUGCAGGGGGAUAGGGACUAUGCUUUAGGGAUUCUGGGGUUCCUGGCUUCCUGGUCUACCAGAUUAUCCAUAACUGGGAAGGCCAAGGACUGUCUCUGUGGUGUGCAUUGAUGUCUCCAUGGAGAUUUUCAAAAGUAUUAUUUCUUUUGUCCACAGCACUUUCGAGAACUUUGCGAUGUGAAAAAUAAAAUGAGACCUUUACCCAUGA